GAAAGGGAAGUUUCUCGUCGGAGUGUUGCGGAAGUCGGACCGGAAGCAGCGUGAGGUUAUCGAAGCGCUUUCUGAAGUGCUUCUACUGAGGACUUUCUGCCACCUCAGAUCACUUGCCUGGAAGGGGUUGUCUGGACUAAAAGCUGUUUGCUGAGCAGACAAGAUGCUGAGAAGUGCUUCAGUGCAGAUCUUCCGACAGCUGGUGAGAAACAGCAGCACAGACGCGAGCCUCAUCCUGGAAAGAUCGAUAAACCGUGUGCAGCUGCUGGGGCGAGUCGGCCAGGAUCCGGUGAUGAGACAGGUGGAGGGUCGGAACCCCGUCACCAUCUUCUCGCUGGCGACGAACGAGAUGUGGCGCUCUGGGGACGGAGAGAUGAGCUCGACAGGUGAUGUCAGCCAGAAGACGACGUGGCAUCGCGUCUCGGUGUUCAAACCGGGUCUGAGGGACGUCGCCUACCAGUACGUCAAGAAAGGGUCCAGGAUUCUAGUGGAGGGGAAGCUGGACUACGGAGAAUACGUGGACAAAAACCAAGUCAGACGUCAGGCCACCACCAUCAUCGCAGACAACAUCGUUUUCCUGAGUGACAACAUCAGAGACCGAACCUGAGGGACACCGCCGACUCCGGAGCGACUUCUAGUUUUACUUUUCUUCUUUGUACCACAAUAAGACGUGAGGACAGCAGAGCUGAGGAACUGCUUAGUAUGAAGGAGGACGUAGGAAGCGAUCAUGAGGCCCACUGCUGGUGGAAAUAAAGACGUUGAAGACGAGCGUUUUAUUCCUCAACAACUUCGAUUGUUCUACGUGUACAUAGCAGCGGUUAAAAGCUAUAAAAAGAUGUGUGUGUGUUUCUGUGUUUUCAGGUUUCCACUUUAGAAACUGGGACACAAGGAUUGUUUGUUAAUCCAUCCAACUUGCUUCCAAGUAUUUCUCAAGUGUCGCUUUAAAAGCUCAAAGCUCUGUUCAUAGCAACUCUUGUUUGUAUUAAAGAUGAGUUUUUGACUUGGA
Molecule: messenger RNA, 1006 nt
Organism: Fundulus heteroclitus (mummichog)
Lineage: Eukaryota; Metazoa; Chordata; Actinopteri; Cyprinodontiformes; Fundulidae
Gene: ssbp1
Product: single-stranded DNA binding protein 1
Exons: 7
Coding region: 164-607 (147 amino acids)
Biological process (GO): mitochondrial DNA replication; positive regulation of helicase activity
Cellular component (GO): mitochondrial nucleoid
Molecular function (GO): single-stranded DNA binding
Source: RefSeq, a predicted model, not a curated record